UGUGUGUGUCAAAGUCCAGACUGUAGCUGUGUGUCUGCAUCAACAUGGAGGAAUACAAGAAGAAGAAGAUCCUUUGUGUUGGUCUGGUGUGUCUGGACAUUAUCAACGUGGUGGAGAAAUACCCAGAAGAGGACACAGACAGCAGGUGUUUGUCACAACGUUGGCAGCGAGGAGGAAACGCUUCAAACUCGUGCACAGUGCUGUCUCUGCUCGGAGCGCCUUGCGCCUUCAUGGGCUCACUGUCCUCAGGAUAUGUGGCAGAUUUUAUUUUGGAGGAUUUUCAGAAGUUCCACAUCGAUGUGUCUCUGGUGCCUGAGCGCGCUCAGUGUGAACUUCCUGCUUCUGUGGUCAUCAGCAACAUCAGCACAGGAAGCCGCACAAUCCUGCACAUGAACAGUUUCAUCAUGGCCGACUUCUCGCGGCGUGAUGUCGACGUCUCUGCGGUCGUGCUGCAGGUCGAAGGUGAAACUCCUUCUGCCUGUUGUGUUGUUUGCCCGGCUAGCGGAUCUCGAACCGUCAUUCUCUCCGACACGAAUCUUCCCGAUGUCACCGCUGAAGAUUUCUCCAAAGUCGACCUCCAUCAGUUCAAGUGGAUCCACUGGGAGGGCCGAAACGCUGAGCAGCAGGUGCAGAUGAUCCAGCAGGUGGAGGUGUUCAACAGACCGCUGCCUCCACAGGAGAGGAUCACGCUCUCCGUGGAGAUAGAGAAGACCAGAGAGCCUUUGUAUCAGCUGUUUCCUCACGGUGACCUGGUGUUUGUCAGUAAAGACGUGGCUCGUCAUUUCGGCUUCCAGUCGGCUGGAGCUGCUCUGAAAGGACUCUACAGCCGGGUCAAACAGGGAGCUGUCCUGGUUUGUGCCUGGGCCGAGGAGGGAGCCGAUGCUUUGGGUCCUGAUGGGGUCGUCCUUCACUCAGACGCCUUUCCUCCUGAAACUCUCGUCGAUACUCUCGGAGCCGGAGACACCUUCAACUCUGCCGUCAUCUACACCCUGUCCAACGGGGGCAGUCUUCAGGACGCUUUGACCUUCGGCUGCAGGGUCGCCGGCAGGAAGUGUGGUUUCCACGGUUACGACGGCAUCGCCGAAAUGAGUGCACUCUGACCGACGAUUUCAGAUCUGACAGAAAAACCCACAUCUUUAUUCUUAAUUUAAAAUCAAAUGUAUCAUAUUGUGUGUGACGCUACGAGGAACCAAAGCUCUUCCACCAGGAGAAACACGCUGCAACACUUCCGUUGUGUUUUGUAUUUGCAGCGUUUGGUUUCUGCAGCUUUUAGUAAACGCUGCCAUGUCUCCUCAAGGUGCUGAAUGUUCUCUAAAAGCUGCACGUGUUGUUGCUGAAGAUGUUUCUCGUGAUGGAAGAGCUUUGUGACGUUGCAGCUCGUUGCAGCUGUCGGCCUCCUUAGUCACACAGAAACCAGUCUGCGCUGUUUAAAAAUGUAAAGUAAUGAAUAACUGAAAUGAAUGAACCGAUUAAU
Trematomus bernacchii (emerald rockcod) is the source of this 1474-nucleotide messenger RNA. RefSeq names its product ketohexokinase (gene khk). The record is from RefSeq and is a predicted model, not a curated record. Gene Ontology annotation, biological process: fructose metabolic process. The coding region runs from base 45 to 1100 and encodes 351 amino acids. The transcript has 9 exons. Gene Ontology annotation, molecular function: ketohexokinase activity. Lineage: Eukaryota; Metazoa; Chordata; Actinopteri; Perciformes; Nototheniidae.